Messenger RNA from Exophiala viscosa, 1608 nucleotides. RefSeq lists its product as uncharacterized. Gene Ontology annotation, biological process: regulation of DNA-templated transcription. NCBI's taxonomy places the organism in Eukaryota, Fungi, Ascomycota, Eurotiomycetes, Chaetothyriales, Herpotrichiellaceae. Gene Ontology annotation, molecular function: zinc ion binding; DNA-binding transcription factor activity, RNA polymerase II-specific. The record is from RefSeq and is a predicted model, not a curated record. The coding region runs from base 1 to 1608 and encodes 535 amino acids. The transcript has 2 exons.
AUGGCAGACCAGGCUGGCUACACUGCUCCCUCAAAGCAAAGCCGGUCAAAUGUGCGAACUGGCUGCAUGGUAUGCAAGACUCGCAAAGUCAAGUGUGACGAGUCGAGACCGUUUUGUGUAAGGUGCACAUCGACUGGCAGAAAGUGCGAAGGUUACAUUGACCCAACCCCAAUUCAGAGAAGGCCGCUCUCUCCCAGAUACGGGUACGCCGCGAAAGAGCUCAGCACUUACAGACCCUCUCUGAAUGUCUCGGGAGAUAUCAGAGAAUGUCGAAGCUUCCAAUACUUCCAAUCUCGGUCAAUGCAAGCCAUAUCAAGCUAUUUCGAGACAGAUUUCUGGGGUUACCUGGUUUUGCAGAUUAGUCGCGAUGAACCUGCUGUGCACCAUGCCCUUGUAGCGCUGAGCUCUUUGUAUGAGAUAUACGAGUUUAACAGAGGUGAACUGGAGACCAUCAACACCAGUGCCAUCGGACCACGUGCAAGAUUUGCUUUGCAGCAGUAUACAAAAGCUGUGGCGCUGUUAACCCCGGACGUGUCUGGAAACCGGCCAUCUUUGCAGAGUGUUCUGAUCUCUUGUAUCCUCUUCGUCUGGAUCGAGUUUCUUCACAAUGAUCUUGACAAAGCAUUGCACCAUUUACAGGCUGGGCUCCGGAUCUUGGAUAACGUGCAGCGGCAAGCGAGCAAUACGAGAAUUGAUCCAUAUGUGCCCCGUCUUUUCAGACGUCUUCACAUUAUGGGAAGACUUCACGGCAGCCCAACAUCUGACUUCAAUUCAGAAGUAUACAAUGGGCACAUCAGUUCCGGACCUGACGUGCCGCACACUUUCGCCAGCAUCUUUGAGGCGCGUGACUCACUAGACGCCAAUCUCGACCUCAUCUUUCGCUUCUUGCGUCGGAUGUACAGUGCCGACUUCGUUGCCUUGACCAUGAAGCAUCAUCCGUCCCCGGAUCCGAAGUCACUGGAAUGCACCGUCCAAUACCAUUUGAACAAUCUUUCAAAAUGGCAGACAGAAUUCCAGAGGUGUUCGUCCCUUUUCGUGGACUCAUCUGACAAGAGGCAGUCCGCCGGCGUCAUGAUACUCGAGCUCCAGUGCGCGUCCGUCACAAUCAUCCUGAAAACCUUACUCGAAAGCUCUGAAAUGGUGUUCGAUCAGUACAAAUCGGUAUUCGAGCGCAUGGUGUCGCUGGCCGAGUGCCUGAUCCACAACAGCGAGUGCAGCGGGCCCCAGGCCCUCUCUUUCGAUUUUGGCGUUAUAUUGCCUCUGUUUUUAGUCACGUUGAAAUGCCGGUACCUCGGCAUCCGCAAGAGGGCAAUAGCGCUAUUGAAGCAAGCACCGGACCGUGAAGGCAUCUCUCACCGCGACAGCUGUGUCGCAUUUGCGGAGUGGAAAGUACAAGUCGAGGAGCGUGGCCGUGAAUCCUUGCCAGAGUUGGAGCCAUUGCCAGAAUUCGCCAGGAUACACAGUGAGCGCUUGGGGACAGCUGUUGUGAACGGAAAGCAGGUGUCGACGGUGCGGUUUAAGAGGGGCCCAAUGGAUCGUGCCGGACAGAAUGAGUUUGAGGAGGAAAUCAAUACGUGCCUAGAUCCAAAAAUGGGGGAAUUCCUAUAA